Leishmania mexicana MHOM/GT/2001/U1103 is the source of this 3837-nucleotide messenger RNA. RefSeq lists its product as hypothetical. NCBI's taxonomy places the organism in Eukaryota, Euglenozoa, Kinetoplastea, Trypanosomatida, Trypanosomatidae. The coding region runs from base 1 to 3837 and encodes 1278 amino acids. The transcript has a single exon. The record is from RefSeq and is a predicted model, not a curated record.
AUGGACAGCAUAUAUAGCAAUCCUCUCGCGGACGACGAAGAGGUGCUUGCCUCUCUGACCCCGGUGGACUCAGCGCAGCCGCAGCAGCCCGCCACAACAGCCGUUUCGAUCUCCGCAUCAGCGGAUGGCCAAGUCCAGUACGAGCCAGCGGCUGUAUCGACCAACGAGCAGUGGUCGCUAUGCCAUGCGAACCUCCUUGAGCCCGCCAUGGCGAAGACGUCCGUGGCACGGGCCGCUGAGGUACAGCUUACAGAGCCGGAGGCCGACAAUGAAGAGGCAGUAGACGAGGCUGACGAUGACGACGACAGCAACAGUGGCGACGGCGACGAUGGCGCCUACGCAGCCGAGUACCGCAGCUUACUAUUUCGUGUGGCGGAAAUGGAGGCGCAGGAGCAGCAGCGAGCUCGCCAAGGCGGCUUCGCGUUGCGCAUGGCACAGCGAGAGACAAGCCUGAUGACGGAGGUGGCAGCACAGCAGCAGGUCUAUCUGGCGUCACAGACAUGUAGCGCGUCGUGUCUGCAUGCCAGUGGUGGCGCUAAAGCCUCUACUAACGCGAGCGCGGAGUCUGAGAAGCAGAUUGCUCUCUCUUCCGCCAGCGCUUGGCCAAGUGCCGAAGACGUCACAGCGGAUGUGGCGACAGACGCUCGACUAGCAUGUUUGGCUCAUCGCAUGGAGCAUGCUCAGCUGCAGUAUCGCCGCUGCACCGAAGCGGCGGCACUUCUGCGCUCCCACACACGAUUGAUGCGUGCUGAGGCGGAGCGUCAGGAGAGAUGGACGGCGGAAACCGAGGAACUUUUGUGCCGCCUACACGAGGACGCGGGUCUCGCCGACGCAGUGUCGACCUCUGCUGCGGAGCAACGACAGGAGGGGCUCGACUGUGAGCGUCCUUUGACCGCUUCCCCACUCGCUGCGUCUCCUGUGAACGACAUGUGGCAGAAGCAAACAAACGGGCUGACCACCCUCGGGGGAACUCUGGCGAAGGUGCACACGCUCUUCAGUGAUCCAGAGUGCCGCACCAACAUGUCCAUCAUUGCAACAGCGCUGACGGAGGUGGGACGUCGGUGCCAGUGCUUACUGCAGGAGCUACAGGCUCUCGCAGAAGUGGAGCUGCAGACCGAGGCAGAUUUGCGGCAGCGUCGUGUGCACGCGCUGGAGUGGAGCCUCUUCGCGGCACACGCGCAGCAAGCGCUCGAGUUGCGAGACUUGUACUCGCCUAUGACCCUAGCGGAGAUGCGGGCGAUGGGACUGCGAAAAAUCUUGCUGCGCCGCCGGCAAGAGUUACAAACCGUGUUGACACUGGUCGUCCUGCGUAGCGCGGAGAGGGCCGUAACCGCCGCUGCGUCUUGUUCUGUUCGCGUGCCACAGCCGCCGUGCAUCUUCUCCUCACCGCCACACGAGGUGACACCGGAAAAGAUGAAAGCCGUCACGGACACGUGCACGCGACACGAAGGGCUGCGGGACCGCUUGCUGCGAGAGCUUCUUUACCUGAAAAAGUGCGCGCGUCGCGUCCUCGGUGCAGCGUGGGUCUCGCAAACGGAGGCCACCGCAAUCGCUUCGCUGGCAGCCACGGCAGAUACCAGAGGGCACUCGCGCAUGGUGGAGGAGGUGCUGGUGGAUAAUCUCCGCCGUGCAAGUUAUGACGGCCUGGCGCGCCUCAUUGCGUUUGUGGCAUCGACGCCAAAGCCGCCGGACGAGCGAGACGACGCUGCCAGGGGCAAUAGUCGUAACCCACACGAAGAUGUUGACGCCGAAGGUAAAACGCAGGAUGAAGGCGAUGGACUUGCGCCGUUACCGCGCUCUCACGCAUCUGCGCCUGUGGCUCCGCUGGCCACCCACGUUCAGGUUCUCUCUCUUCUGGAGGCGGUACAGACACGCGCCAACUCGCUUGUCUCUCUUCUCGCCGAAAACGCAAAACACUGGCAGAGAACUCAGGAUGUUGUGGCAGAAGCGGAAGUGUGUACCCAUUCCAGCGACGAUGCCUGGUGCCGCACUGCCGAGUUGCUCCUGCGCCGGUGCAUGGAUGCGGAUGCCGCGGAGCCCUUGCCGAGUGACACACACAGCGACGAUACCGACUUGCACAGCCCGCGCACCUCUCCUCUCCUGCUGCAGGAGCAGCAGCUGCUCGACAGCUUGCACGCCUCCCAGGCAACCAUUCUCGAGGAGAUAAACGCCGCACUUGCGCAGGUACACCACAGGUGCACGGCGCCCCUCGAGCGCGAGAAGCGAGAUGUUGCUCUACUGAUCCGGCUUCUGCAGCUCUCUGACGAAGCGGCUGAGUCAGAAUUCCAGCGGGGUGACGCCAGCAGCGCCGACCUACUCGUCACAAGCACCACCCCAGCACUGGAAAGCGCUAUGCAGCUGCUAACGUGCGCCGAGGAUUGCGAGCGUGAAAGCGAUGGCGUGGGCAAAGAUCGACUUCUAUCGCAGGUGCGCGUCCCACAGUUGCCGCUGCGCGUGGAUGCGGUUCAGGGUACCAUCAGCGCGCUCUCUGCCAAUUGGAAGGAUAGCCUCGUAGCCGAGACUGCAGAGACUCGGGCGAAAUUUGCAGAGACACAGGCGAAGCUGGAUCGGUACGCUCAGUACUCGAUGGCAGAGGUGCCGUCGCUGCUAGAGAAGGCGCUCGCCGAGGCCAAGGCAUUGCAGGAGCGCGCAGCCGAAUGCACUGCGCGCAACAGCAGUGCCGCUUCUCUUGCUGCCCAAAUCCAGCAGCAACGCACGUUGCUGACCGACACCACAACAACGGAGCGGAACGUGCUGGCGGCUGCCGUGCAGCAGGCGCGACUCGAGGUGAAAGCAUUGCAAACGCAGGUGGCUCAGGUGCAGAAACAGAAGGAUUUGUCUGCAGCAGAGUCGCUCCACCGUUGCGAGUUAGGGGAGGCUGAAGCGGUUGCGUGGAAAUCCCUCCUCCUGGAUGAUCCUGGGCAGCAUCAUGCGGGGAACGCUGACGGUGCCGGCGCUGGCGCGAUCAACGACGAGGACAGCGUUGACAUAAAGCAUGAGACCCCCGACUCUCCUCUGAAAGUGGCGACAGACGUAAAGGCGGAGGAGGAUGAGAGAGUUCGGGAGGUUGGCGGCGGCGCAGCAGAGUCCGAGGUCGCAUCAGCGAAGCGAGAUGAUGCAACCGAGGGGCGCGAGAUCACGAGGGAAGAAGAGGCGGAAGCAGGCACAGAUGACGGCGAAGGUGGUGACGAACAGGAGCAGCAGUUUGGCGAUGAGCCGGCAGAGGAGGUCGCCGCGGGUGGCGAGCCUGAGGAGCGCGACGGCGAUGCCCUCACUUUUGCCGGGAAGGAGCCGAAUGGAGAAGGAGCAGAUGAGGAAGCCCAUCCACGGCAAGUGCGCGAUGACACUGGCGCCGAGGACGAGGAGGCUGUGGGCGAGCAUCACGCCGCCGAGGGGGUCCCCGAGGAAGAGCAGGACGAUGCCCAGUCGAGAAAAGACGAACACACUACACAAGAUCGCGUGGACGCGGCGCCACAUCGCACCACCGCGGCCAGCACCAGCGAAUUGGUAGAAGUGAUGCCACAAGUGGAAAUGAAAGGCAAGAAGAAGACCAGGAAGCGUCCCUCGAAGAAGAGUGCACAGCGUGAGGUGCAGCAAGGUCCGCGUCAGGACGUGCACCAGCAUCAGCAGCAGCAGCAGCAACAGCAGCCGAGUAUCCUUGGUGAGUCCAUCCUCGGGCACGUUGAGGCGGUGCAGCGACCGCCCGUAUUUGACAGUGCAGCCGGCAACCCUUUCUCACAUUACCCGCCUCCAUCCGUGUUUCCGACCGAGCCGGCGAACCGACCGGUUUAUGACGACAACCCGUUCUACUCCGGCUUUGGUUUUGAGGAGGAGUAG